AUAAACAAACAAGGAAAAGAAAGGUAGCAAAGACAAAAGGUUCUCAAACUCCAUUAUUAUUCAAACUGAUCUCUCUUGCACAAGAUUUGGGGUUUCUCGAUCUACUUAAUCCUAAGUAAGAGGGCCUCUCAAAGCUUCUACGACGACUUGUUUGGGAGCUUCAAAUAAGAAGAGAAAGGAAAGAGAUCGAAAGGGAAAUUUUCUCUGAAGGCAUGAAUAGAGGCCGUGUUUUGCAGAGCUCACCGGUGCAACAAAUGAUGGCCGGAAACCCUAACUUGUGGAAUAUCAAUGGCAUGCGCCCACCGCCACAGCCGUCUUCUCCUUUCUUGCCUACUCCUGCAAAUUGUUUACCCCAAUAUACACCCACUUCUUCUUCUUCUUCACUUCCCAUUCAUUCUUGGCAUGAUAGCCAGGAGCUUCCAGAGUCUUGGAGCCAACUACUCUUGGGGGGAUUAGUUGGUGAAGAUGAUAAGCUUAGCAUGAGCCAGUUUCAACCUAAGAGGUUAAUGGAGAAUUGGGAGGACCCAGUUCUAUGUCAAGCUUCAAAGGCUUCUGCUGUGAAUAUUAAGAAAGAACAUCCCGCAAGCAGCUAUAUGUAUGGAAAUGGAACUCAUGAGGAGUUUGAAGAAGCAAAACCUAACUGGUCUCAAUUAAUGCCUGCAGCUUCAUCUCCAAAGUCUUGUCUGACAAGUUUCAGCAGUAAAAAUAUGCUGGAUUUUUCUAGCAACAACAGAUCGAAAGAUGGGAGGCUCCCACCACCCGAUCGAUCUUCUGAGGGUAACAGCACUGCAACUGGUGGGGCACUCAAGAAAGCUAGGAUUCAACCUUCUUCAACCCAAACUACCUUCAAGGUGAGGAAGGAGAAAUUAGGUGACAGAAUAACAGCUCUCCACCAGCUAGUAUCUCCAUUCGGAAAGACUGACACAGCCUCUGUGUUGUUAGAAUCUCUUGGGUACAUCAGAUUCCUUCAGAGUCAAAUUGAGGCCCUCAGCUUACCUUACUUUGGUGGUGGAUCAGGAAACAUGAGGCAGCAAAAUUCUGUUCAAGGAGAGAGGAAUUGUAUAUUUCCUGAAGACCCUGGUCAGCUGCUGAAUGACAACUGUAUCAAGGGGAAAGAGGCACCUCAUGAGCUGCAGGAUCGUCAUAAAGAGCCAAAUAAAGACCUGAGGAGUAGAGGGUUGUGUCUGAUUCCAGUGUCAUGUACGCUGCAAGUUGGGAGCGACAAUGGAGCAGAUUAUUGGGCUCCCGCUCUCGGCGGGGGCUUCCAGUAGAUCAUCAUCAUCGUGGAUUUUCAAGUUAAUUUGCAGCACACAAAGAUCGAUCACUACUUCACAGAAACGAUAUAACAUCAUUAGCAGUCACUCUGCUAAAAUCUAAGGCUGAUUGCUCAUGAUGCUAUACAAUCUUCGACUCUAUUCGUACAAAUGUGCUGUAAAUUAUGUGGUUAGGAUUUGUAAGUCCUUAAUCAAUUUAUGCCAAUCACUCUUUAUAUAUAUAUAUAUAUAUAUUCCUCGCUACAUUAAUGGUUUCCUUUGUA
Carya illinoinensis is the source of this 1537-nucleotide messenger RNA. RefSeq names its product transcription factor bHLH68-like. The record is from RefSeq and is a predicted model, not a curated record. The transcript is spliced from 9 exons. NCBI's taxonomy places the organism in Eukaryota, Viridiplantae, Streptophyta, Magnoliopsida, Fagales, Juglandaceae. Gene Ontology annotation, cellular component: nucleus. The coding region runs from base 213 to 1271 and encodes 352 amino acids. Gene Ontology annotation, biological process: regulation of transcription by RNA polymerase II. Gene Ontology annotation, molecular function: protein dimerization activity; RNA polymerase II cis-regulatory region sequence-specific DNA binding; DNA-binding transcription factor activity, RNA polymerase II-specific.